This is a messenger RNA of Paramecium pentaurelia, 2147 nucleotides long. The record is from the annotation of a GenBank genome assembly. Lineage: Eukaryota; Ciliophora; Oligohymenophorea; Peniculida; Parameciidae.
AUGUAAACUUUGAUAGAACAUCUGCUUGCUUUUUCACAUAUAAAAUAUAAUUUAACUAAUUUUGCAUUAGAUUUUUCAUUAAAAAUUUAUAUAAAAAAAGGUAAUUUUCCAUUAAAAUAUAAUAGAUAAACUUUACACUUAGGUUAUUUUGAAUCCUGUUAUCAUAUCAAAUAAACCUUAAAUUAUAUUAUACAUUAAUGAUUUAACUGAAGAACCAUUCAUAAUAUAAUUAUAAUAAUAUCUAAAAAAUAGUGAUGAUGUUAUUUAAACUAUUUCACAAAAGAUGAAAGAACCUUUGAAUUGUACAUUAUCAAUGUUAGAAUUAGUAUAAGUAAUACAUUAAUAUUAAUCUAAAAUAGAAAGAAGUUAGUUAAGAUUUAUAAACUAAAUAUAUUGAUCCAGCAUUAGCAGGAUGUAAACUUUUAAUUAGUACAGCAAAUGACUUUUAAGAUUAUGUUACAUUGCAUAAAAAAACUAAAUUAGAUAGAAAUUUAAUGGAUAUUCAUACUAGAGAAUUUGUUUCAGAUUGUUUAAAUAUUAUUAAAGCAUAAGCUUUAUUUAGAGGAUUAAAUAUGCAAGUACAUAUUAAAUAAAAUGUUCCUAUGUUUUUAAGAACUGAUCCUAAUAGAGUUAGAUAAAUUGUAUUAAAUUUAUUAAGUAUUAAUAUGUGUUAUUUUAAUAGUCAAAUCUAUUCAGGUUACUAUCAAUGGUAGUAUAGAGAUUUCUUGUUAAAAAUCACCUUUAUUAACUGAUCAUAUUGAAAUUAUCAUAAAAGUUAUGGCUCAAAAUGUAAAUGAAGGCAUUCUAGAUAGUAUUGAAUAAACACUUAAGCAUUUAAAAUAAUAGACUUUAGUUAGUAAAUAAGUUAUAGAUAUUGUUGCAACUUCAAAAUAAUAUUCUUUUUCUAUAAUUACAGCAUUCUAUAUAUCAAUGGCUGUAGCUAUUAUGCCUUUUGAAUUUAAUUCAAUAAAAACUGAAGAAGGUACUUAGUUUUAUUUUAUUUUAUUGAUUAAAAAUGAAAAUCCCAAUUUUAAUAAAUAACUAACAUAAAAAAGAUAAUCUGCAUUGGUUGCUAAUAAGUCUCAAUUUCAUUAAGUUUUUGGUUAGAGUAGUCAAUUUAAAAGACAUUAAUCAUAAAGAUUAACAGAAAUAAGUAGAAUUUAAGUAUAAGAGAAACUCAAAAAAAUGAAAAGAGAAUCUUAAGAAGAGACUGUAUCUGGUAAAAUGGAUCCUUAAUUACCUUAAUUUGGUUAAUCUGAAUUAUCUGAUAAUCAAUAACCUUGUAAAUCUUACUCUGUUUCUUAAAUCUCUGAAUAAGAUGAUUCAUAAUAAAGUUCAUCAUCAGCAGAUUCAAAAGAUGAAAUGAAUAAAAUUGAAUGUGAUGGUGAUAUAUAAUCUAGUAAAUCAAGUCUUUAAAUAAACGAUAAAAUAGAGAAAAUAGAAAAACAAUAAAAACCUUCUUAAUUUCUUGAAACUAUUAUUCGUGUUAAAGAACCAAAAGCAAGAAAGAUUUCAGUUAGUAUUAUCUAAUCAAGAUUAAGUCCUUAAGUCUCAUAAUAACUUUCAUCAAAAUAAAGAGAUUCAUUAUUAACUUUUGGAGGACGUUCAUCUGUAUAUUCUUCAAUGAGAGUAUCAUCAGUAAAUCUAGGACCAAAUGAAUUAUUAGAUUGUUUUGAAAAGAUGGAAAGAAUAAAAUAAUAGUAAUUUGUUUACAAAUGUUAAGUAAAUUAUAUUAAUUUAUAUUUUAGUGUCCAAAGAUAUUGAUUUGUGAAUAGAAUGAUUUUGAUUUAUAUGCAAUAUCCCAUUAACUAAGUAAUCUAAAGAUUCCAUACAUUUAUACAAUGUAGAGAAUGCAUAUUGUAGAUUAAUUAAGAAAGUAAUUUUCACAAUUUAAAACUUGUUGUAAAGGAUAUCAUAUAAUAUUUGUUGGAGUUGAAUUUGUGAAUGAAUAAUUUAGUACAGAUUGUGCUAACAUAAAGGCAGUAUUAACAGAAUAUUAAAAAGAUACAAGACUAAUUGGAUUAAUUGGAUUUUAAGAUGAAGAUAGCAAACUUGCAAUAAAAAAAUUACCUUUUCAUGAUUGUUUGUAAAAACCUAUAAUGAUUGAUGCUUUGCUAUUUAUUUUAGCUAAAUGGGUCAAAUUGUGA